AGCACUGAGGAAGUUUCAGCACAGGGUGGAAUUAAAAUGUCUCUCAGCGUCUCGAGCACUGGUUUGCCGUCUCUGCUGUGGAUCCAGCAGCACAGAGUGACAGCAAAUCCAGGAGUUGGCAGUCCUAUUGUGGCGGCUGCCGGGCCGCGGCAGGCCUGUUCGUGACAGCCGACACUCACCGGGAGGAAUGUCAGCCCCCACCCCCAGAUAAGUUUUGACAGCUGUAAAUUGAGAGAGGGGCGUGGGGGUAGGAGGGAGGUGAGCUGCUAUUUUUAUCUUUCAUUCAGCCAGGCCUGAACCAGAGAGAGACAGAGACCCCCCUCUCCAUUUCUCUCACUUCUCCAGAAGGCGACGACUCCUUCUGGAUCUCUCCUUUCUGCCUGGCUGGAGAAACUUCUGGAGACCCGACCGAGGCAUUAAGACCCGGAGACGCGGCCGGUGUGGAGGAACAUAUCUAAACCCAAGUGAACGAGUGCAGACUGUAGAGUGAAGAAGAAACCACAGUCCACGAGGCCAACAUGGCUCUGCUGUGCUACAACAAAGGCUGUGGGCAGAAGUUUGACCCCGACAAGAACAAGGAUGAUUCCUGCCUCUUCCACCCGGGAGUCCCCAUCUUCCACGAUGCACUGAAGGGCUGGUCCUGCUGUAGGAAAAGGACGACCGACUUCUCUGAGUUUCUCUCCAUCAAGGGCUGUACCCGUGGGCGCCACAGCGACGUGAAACCCCAGGAGCCUCUGAGGCCCGAGGUGUCGUCGGAUAAGGGCGAGAUUAAAUACGCCGACGGCAGAGAGAUAAUCUAUCACGGCCCCAAAUCUGCAGAGAUGCUGCAGAAGGAGAGACCCAGUUCAGACGAGCCCAUGACCAAACUUCCCCACAAGGUGUCGGCGUCGCUGGCUCAGGCGCUGGAGAAACUGGACAUCAGCAAGAGAGGAGAGAACGAGAAGAAAGAGAGUCAGGCUGUUAUUUGUGGGACCCGCUGCAAAAACGCAGGAUGCAAAACAGUCUACCAAGGACCACAGACCGACAUGGAGGUCUGCACCCACCAUCCUGGAGCUCCCGUCUUCCACGAGGGGUACAAGUACUGGAGUUGCUGCUGCAUCAAGACAACAGACUUCAACGCCUUCCUGGACCAGAAAGGCUGCACCAUGGGGAAACACCGCUGGGUCCCAAAGCAGGACAAGAAGAAGGUGGCGUGUCGCUAUGACUGGCAUCAGACUGGCAACAGCGUCGUCGUAACCAUUUACGCCAAGAAUGCAAACCCAGAGUUUUCCAGCAUAGAGGCCAACCGGACUGUGCUCUCGUGUCAAAUCCAGUUUGAGAACAAUAAGAUUUUCAAGAAAGAGUUCCACCUCUGGGGGGUGAUCAACGUGAAGCACAGCUCGGUCAGUAUGGUCCCAUCUAAACUGGAGAUAAACCUCCGCAAGGCCGACCAAGUGGCUUGGGGCAAACUGGAGGACCCGAACUACAAACCUGAGCCUGAGCCCGCAGAUGACCCGUUCAUCGAAUCCAACGAGUCGCACCAGCCCAGUUGGGACAUCGAUGAUGACGACAUCAGUGACUCGGACGAGGAGUGGGCCUAUGACACGCCCAAGAAUAAAAAGGCCGAGAAGGACGAAAAUCAGAAGAAGAACGAGGAGGAGGAGAGGCAGAAGUUAAAGAGGAAGGAGGUGGAGGAGGAGAUGAAGAGGGCAUUGGAGGAGCGGAUGAAGGCGGAGGAGGAGAGGAAGAAGCUAGAAGAGCAGAGGAGGCAGGAGGAAGAGGAAGGAUAUGAAGACAUGCCAGAACUAGAGUGAGAAACUGCAGAUUUCUUUGUGGUUUAGAAAUAGAAAAUCAAAAGAGAUUUUUAUAACAUAGGACAUAUUUAUUUCUGAAAUAAUAAUUAUUAACUACAAACCCCAAUGAGACGUGUUUAAAUGACCAUGAUAUGGAGAAUGAUGUAAAGACAAAACUGAAGAAAUAAAGUUUUCUAUGUCAGUUUCUACUUCUAGAUUUGUGUUGGGGGUGUUGUUUCUUUUUGUAUGUGUACCGACUGGUAGCAUUUCACCACUGUUGGCUACAUUCAUUACAGAUAAAUAGCUGGAUCAAUGUUAUAAAGACUUGAUAUCCAUCACAAGUCCCCUGGGCUUUAAGCAGAAAGAUUAAUGAUUUUUUCAAAAGCCUGUAAUGAAUCAUUAGCUUAUCCACUGGUGCUGUAAA
Oreochromis aureus is the source of this 2196-nucleotide messenger RNA. RefSeq lists its product as uncharacterized. The transcript has 11 exons. The record is from RefSeq and is a predicted model, not a curated record. The coding region runs from base 519 to 1793 and encodes 424 amino acids. NCBI's taxonomy places the organism in Eukaryota, Metazoa, Chordata, Actinopteri, Cichliformes, Cichlidae.